This is a messenger RNA of Tachysurus vachellii, 4098 nucleotides long. It is a transcript of the gene gxylt1a, whose product is annotated as glucoside xylosyltransferase 1a. The record is from RefSeq and is a predicted model, not a curated record. The transcript has 8 exons. Gene Ontology annotation, biological process: protein O-linked glycosylation via N-acetylgalactosamine. Gene Ontology annotation, molecular function: UDP-xylosyltransferase activity. Lineage: Eukaryota; Metazoa; Chordata; Actinopteri; Siluriformes; Bagridae. Bases 113 to 1441 code for a protein of 442 amino acids.
CGCUUCUCCUCACGUCCGUACCGUAGUUAGCUUCACGUUUCAGAGCCGUCAACCAUGACGUGACUUUCAGUCUCACGGCUUCUAGUCUUCAAAAAAAAAAAAAUAAAUAAAAAUGCGUCGACACCUUCGUCUUGUGUCCGUGUGUGUGAUCUCGGUGUUCGUCUCGGUGCUGUACGUGUUUGAGGAACUCGCGUCGUCUCUGGAGACUGAAGCCGGACGGCACGAGCCGCUACGGGAGAGAAGCGGGCGGGCAGGAGGCCUCAGCCGGCCUCAGUCUGAGCACAGAGCCUAUUUUUCUCGUUCUGUCAGGUGUAAGUCAAUGUCUGUCACACACUGGAAUCCAUAUUGGAGACUGCCCCGUGAUGUUUGUGGAAAGAACUGCUUUAUGGAGUCGGCUCGUAGGUAUUCUGUGGAUAAAACAUUGUCCGCGGUGCUCGAGGUGGGCGGAACUGAGAUGCUCAGGUUGGCAGUGGUGGCAUGUGGCCCCAGGCUGGAGGAGACUCUCACCAUGCUCAAGUCUGCAGUUCUCUUUAGUCGCAGAACUCUCCAGUUUUACAUCUUUGCUGAGGAUGAGCUCCAUUCUGGCUUCAGAGAUGCUUUGGAGUCGUGGCCAGUAAAGUUCCGUUCCAAAUUUAACUACACUACCUACCGCAUCACCUUCCCCGGUGAUAAUGCCAAGGAAUGGAAGAGACUGUUUAAACCCUGUGCAUCCCAAAGACUUUUCCUGCCUCUGAUCCUAACUGAGGUGGAUUCUCUGCUCUACGUGGACACAGACAUCCUGUUCCUACAGCCAGUAGAUGAGAUCUGGAACUUUCUCUCCCAGUUUAACAGCAGCCACUUGGCAGCCAUGGCACCCGAGCACGAGGAACCGAGAAUCGGCUGGUACAACCGUUUUGCACGGCACCCGUAUUACGGCAAAACUGGCGUGAACUCUGGAGUCAUGCUUAUGAACAUGACCCGCAUCAGAGCCAAACGCUUCAAGAACGAUAUGACAACAGUCCACCUGAGAUGGAGGGAACUGCUUAUGCCACUACUACAGAAAUACAAGCUGAACAUUACAUGGGGGGACCAAGACCUCUUAAAUAUCAUAUUCCACUACAAUCCAGAAAGCCUGUUUGUCUUCCCGUGCCAUUGGAACUACCGCCCGGACCACUGCAUCUACGGCAGCAACUGCGCCGCAGCCGAGCAACACGGGGUUUACGUUCUUCAUGGCAAUCGAGGUGUUUACCACGAUGACAAGCAGCCUGCGUUCCGAGCCGUUUAUGAGGCCAUUCAGAAAUUCCCAUUCGGAGAAGAUGCGAACAAAUUUCUACUCAAGCCUCUAGAGGAAAAACUAAAGAAAACCCUGCACACGUACUGCGGACGAUCCGGUCACCUUUUCACUAAGAGGUUACAGCAGAGCGUCAGAAACCUACAGAAGGAAAACCACAACGCGAGAUGAUGCAGCUCGUCCAUCUCUGCUUCACGUGAGUCUACAGAGCUGCUGAGGAGAAGUGAACAGCGGUGCAAAUCAGGUCGUCCCGAUUGUCCCGUACGGCCGAAACGGAAGUAGAAACGAGGCACUAAAAUCACUUUUACAUGGUAUCAGGAAGAGUCAAAUUUCUACAAACAUUUUUUUCCUCACUACAUCCCUGUUUGCUUUUAUUUUUUUUUCUUUUAAUCAACUAACGAUGAAGCUAAUUAAGCGCGUCGGUACCGCAGGCUGUGAAUCGUUUUCCGAGCACUAACGUGGAACGUAGAGUAAAAUUUCCUCACCUUAAACAUUACGCCUCAUUUCUAUCGAGGGAUAGAUAAAUACAUUUUAUCUACUGUUUCGAAUUCAUUUUUUCUCGUAACGUUGUAAGAUCGCUGGUUUGUACGAUUAGCAAAUGAGCCUCUGCGUGAACGAGGGAUAAUAUGGGAAACUAAUGGGUACGAACAAUGAGGUACAGGCAUCAGUUAAGCUUACUAACUUAUAGAUACGACGAUAAUAAACAUUCACUGGUGAGUUAAGAAGCAAGUUUUCACAGCUACAUUUACAGGUUUUAAGUGUUAUACGUUGAUUUCAUGUUAAAAUACAUGACCGUAUCCUCGAAGGCUUGGCCAUGUCUACACACUACAGGUAUUUAAACACAUAUCAUUUUGUUCUUCAAAGUAAACGGUCCAAAUGCAAAAGCCUGGUUGUUUUUGUUCAUAUAUAAAUUUUCUCAUAAAAUGAGAAUUAAGCAAAGAACAUGAGGCAUGAAACACCAAAUUUAGACAGGUUUAGUUUGUAUACUUCUGAUGGUGGCGCUAUAAUAUAGUGCUUAAAGGUGCAGUGCACGAUGUUUCAAAGCCAACGUUGACGUUUGAAACCACCAAAACAAACACGCCCCUAACCCAAAAUGGGUGUCACCCCUGUAUUGAUAGCUCCGCCCCACACGUACAUAUGUAACCCAGGCAACUAUUAUGGCGGAACCUGCUGGGGCGGCUGGCCGAGGGGAUAUUUUUAUCAGUAAAUGAACACAAUGAGUAAUACUAUGGUAAUACAAAUGUGUUUUUGUAGUACUGUGUGUUGUAGCGUGAAAGGUUUAGCUCCGUUUCACGCCGAAGACGACGUUCGACACCUAGAACCCGAGGCAGAGGUAACGGCAGGUAUCCGCCAUGUCAGUGUUUCAAACGCUUUCUGCUAAUGUCACACAUGAGCACUGAACACUCUCUCCACCGCAUAUUGACAAGACACGCCCCUUUAUGCUAAUGUCACACAUGCACACUGAACACUCUCUCCACCGCAUAUUGACAAGACACGCCCCUUUAUGCUAAUGUCAGACAUGCGCACUGAACACUCUCUCUGCCGCAUAUUGACAAGACACGCCCCUUUAUGCUAAUGUCACACAUGCACACUGAACACUCUCUCCACCGCAUAUUGACAAGACACGCCCCUUUAUGCUAAUGUCAGACAUGCGCACUGAACACUCUCUCUGCCGCAUAUUGACAAGACACGCCCCUUUAUGCUCAUUGGCUACAUGUUUGUUUUGUUUGUCGGCCCGACUCGGUUUUCUGAAGCAUUUUUCAAACAUCGAGCACCGCACCUUUUAAUGUUUCUCUUUUUUUAAAAAUUUUGGAAUCUGGACUAAUUUAUCAGUUUUGAUAUGUUCACGAACAUAUUUGCAUUUGCAGUUCUCUGUAACCUUAAAAACAACAGAAAGGUCUUAAAAGGGCAAAAUAUUUAAAAAAAAAAAAAAACUAAUACACAAUUAUUUUUUAAAUUCCAGUUAGCGUACAAGACAAACGAUAAAAAUAAAAUGUAAUAAAUAAAAUGGUGAGGGAUUUAUUUUUUUUUGGGCCUCGUGAUCAGAGUUCAUUCAUCAGUAUUUUAAGCCCUCAUGGUUUCGAGCUUUGUUUAGCGAAUUCUGACGGGUUUAAAAGUGUUCAAGCGUAUUUCUGUUUUUGAUUUUAUUACCGAAUGUUGGCCAUAACACUUAAUGUAGUGCCAUGCAAAUAUUUUUAAUAUUCUACACUACUGUACAUCCCCUGGCCUUUAAAUCUUCUGUGGUAUUGUUUACAAUUAAUAAUAUAUCAGUGCAUUUUACGACGGAAAAUCAAUCGAAUAAAGAUUAAACGGAAUGAUUUUUUUUUUUAAUAUCAUACUUUGUUCAUUAACGUUCUUGAAACAUGUGACCGGUUCUUUACAAACACUAGAGAUGUGUCGGAGAAGGAAGGCGACGGGCAGCCGGUGUUAAACUCGACGUUUACAGAAAUGAAGAAAACAUGUUUAACUUCUCAGCCACCUUUUCAGUCUGAAAUCGAAACUUCACUGUCGGUUUUGUAAGAAAAGUCGGACUGAUCGAAUCCGUCUCUUUAAGCAUUUGUUUUGUGUUCCCACUUCGACAUGUAAUAUUGAGCGACGAGCCAGAAUGCAUACUGAUGUUUUUUUUUUACCAUCCGCACUGAAUAGUAUUGUAUAUUUCUGAUGUACAACAGAUCCAUAAAUUCUGUGAGACAGAAUUUAAUUCUGAAUAUAGAACAUAUUUUAUAUAGUCUGAUUUCCAUGUCAUCAUGAAUAUUGUCUGUUCGUGUUCAUUGUGCUACCUUUUUUUUUCCUGAAUGUAAAUGUUGUGAACGAUGCAGUAUAUUUUU